Zea mays is the source of this 1726-nucleotide messenger RNA. RefSeq lists its product as uncharacterized. The transcript has 2 exons. The record is from RefSeq and is marked validated. Bases 84 to 293 code for a protein of 69 amino acids. NCBI's taxonomy places the organism in Eukaryota, Viridiplantae, Streptophyta, Magnoliopsida, Poales, Poaceae.
UCUUCUCUCUCCCUCACGUCUUCCUCCCAUGGCGUGCAGCUCUCUCUGCUCCUGCUCCCUCGCGGUGUCUCCAGCUCCUUCCCAUGGCCGGCGCUCGCCCCAACGUCGAGCUCGGCCUUGCCAUCUCCCAGCGCGCCGCCACCCGGAGUCCUGCCCCGACGCGCGUGCUCCUCUGCUCACCGCGCCCCUGCGAGCUUCCUCCGUCGGCCAUUGACGCCGCAACAGCGUCGUUCUCUCCAUGGUGCUCGUCGUCGACUUCGCCCUCACGUCGUCAUGGCUUGACGGUCGCCUAAGCUCGUCCCUGCUCAUCUACUCGUCCUCGCCAUGGACAUGCGUCUCCGCAUGUUGAUGUGCCCAGAUCGUCAGUCUCGCCCUUGCCGUUACAAGCGUCGCCGGCGUCCACAGAUAGGUGAGCAGGUGGGUGUUCAAAAUAUAUGGUGUGAUCGACGCCGUUUUAGUAUCGUGUGAUGAUUUACAUCAUUCCUAUGUUCAUGCGUUUGAAUCGCAAUAUGCGAUUAGUGAGGAAAGCUAGAUGAUGUAGGCCGUGAAGGUUCGUGCAGCGUCCGCUUAGUGUUCGGCAAAACGCCCGAACCAUGAUUCAUCGUCGAUUUGCGAUUUUCAAAUCGUUUUGGUCAUGGUGAGUGGAUGGGUUAUUCGUGAUAAACGUUAAAUAAAUUAAUGGGUUAGUGCGAUGAUCCUUUUAUUUAGUAUAUGUGCGCUUGGUAGCUAUGGCUAGAUCCGUUGUCGUGUCGGUGUGCUGUUGUGUGGUGAAAAUAGCUUUAGCGCAGCACUUCUCGGAUGUUUGGUAAAAUGGGUGAACCGUAGAUCAUCGUCGAUCUCGUUAAUUCGAGUUUUAAUUAGUUGUGGUGCACGGACUCAUUGCCUUGGCUAUCUGGUUUGUUUUAUUGAUUAUAUAUAUUAAUCGCGAUAAUUAUCUUGUUGUAGCUUUCGUGUCGUGGUUGUGUUUGUUGUACGACGAAAUAUCUUACUGUGCGCAGUGAUAUGGUGAGUGUUGGUGGCGACGGUUUGAUUAUUCGUUGGCGUAGGCUCCUCGAAGUGAUUUGCGGGUUUAGUUGGAAUAAGUUGACGAAGAACCAAAUUAGUGCGAUAUUUAGCAUGUUAUCGACGAAAAUCCCAAAUUAGUAUUUGUUAAUCGAUGUAGUGGAUUCGAGCUGAAUUUAUUCUUGGUGCGCAUUUUUGCUAGCCGAAUUGUUAGAUCGGUUGAAUAAAUAUGAGUGAUGUGAAAUAAAAUUAAGAUAGUUUUUUGUGAGCGAUGUGGUAUAAUUUAUAAAGCGAGGGAUAAGUGUAGCAUUUAAUGAAUUAGCCGAUAAGUUGUGUUUAGGCUAAUUGUGUUAAAUAUGUAGUUUGUUGUUUCAUGAUGUUUGCGUUAGAUUCGGUUAAUCUAGAGAAGCGUGAUUAUUGCGCUUAGUCGUAUGUCGAUAACUAGUGUUUGCUGAUGAAGUGUUAGAAUGCCUCAUUAUUAAGUACCUAAUUUUAUAUUGCAGAGCAUCAUAAUAUCUUACGUUACUCUUUCUUGUUCUCAUUCAUGUGCAUUAUGCAUAUCAUAUAGGUACGUUAAGUGAUCACGUGAUGGGGAGGACCAAAGCUUAGUCGACCACCAUAUGCUGUAAAGCGUGAGCCAGUCACGAGGUGAUGCUGAUGGACCACCAGAUGCUCUUUUCAUCCUAAGGAACACAAACAAUCCUAAGGAUGGAAGUACUUAAAU